Molecule: messenger RNA, 1500 nt
Organism: Maudiozyma barnettii
Lineage: Eukaryota; Fungi; Ascomycota; Saccharomycetes; Saccharomycetales; Saccharomycetaceae
Gene: ALD6
Product: aldehyde dehydrogenase (NADP(+)) ALD6
Exons: 1
Coding region: 1-1500 (499 amino acids)
Molecular function (GO): aldehyde dehydrogenase (NAD+) activity
Source: RefSeq, a predicted model, not a curated record
AUGUCUUCUAACGAUAGAAAGUUAGCAAAUUUCGAAACUAUUACUCUACCAAAUGGUGUAAGCUAUCAACAACCAACAGGUUUAUUCAUUAAUAAUGAAUUCGUUAAAGCUUCUCAUGGUAAAACCAUGGAAGUAUUAAACCCAGCUACUGAAGAAAUAAUUACAUAUGUCUCUUCUGGUUCCCGUGAUGAUGUUGCAUAUGCUGUUGAAGCUGCAUCUCAUGCUUUUAAUGAAACAAAUUGGGCUACUCAAGAUCCAAAGAAUAGAGCUAGAAUUCUUUUGAAAUUGGCUGAUUUAGUUGAAGAAAACUUGGAAUUAAUGGCCGGUAUUGAAACUUUAGAUAAUGGUAAAACUUUAGCCCUUUCUAGAGGUGAUCUAGGUUUGGUCGUUAACUGUCUUAGAGAUGCAGCAUCUUACGCUGAUAAGAUUAAUGGUAGAACCAUUAAUUCUGGUGAUGAAUAUAUGAAUUUCACUAUUAAAGAACCUAUUGGUAUUUGUGGUCAAAUUAUUCCAUGGAAUUUCCCAGUUAUGAUGCUUUCUUGGAAAAUUGCUCCAGCUUUAGCCAUGGGUAAUGUAUGUAUCCUAAAGCCUGCAUCUGCUACUCCAUUGAAUGCAUUGUUUUUCGCUAAUCUAUGUAAGCAAGCUGGUGUUCCAGCAGGUGUUGUUAACAUCCUUCCAGGUUCUGGUAGAGAAGUUGGUAAUUCAAUCACAGAACAUCCAAAGAUUAGAAAAGUCGCUUUCACUGGUUCUACUGAUGUUGGUAAAGGAAUUGCAGUUAAUGCUUCUUCAUCAAACUUGAAAAAGAUCACUCUAGAGUUAGGUGGUAAGUCUGCUCAUUUAGUGUUUAAUGAUGCUAACAUUGAAAAGACUAUUCCAAACUUAGUUAACGGUAUCUUCAAGAAUGCAGGUCAAAUUUGUUCUUCUGGUUCAAGAAUUUAUGUUCAAGAAGGUAUUUAUGAUAAAUUAAUGCCUGCAUUCAAAGAAUUCGUAGACAACAUUAAAGUUGGUAAUCCAUUCGAUGAAUCUAACUACCAAGGUGCAAUCUCUAAUAAGGAUCAAUUCGAUACUAUUAUGAAGUAUAUUGAUAUUGGUAAAGAAGAAGGUGCUAAAAUAUUGACUGGUGGUGUUAGAGUCGGUAACAAGGGUUUCUUCAUUAGACCAACUAUCUUCUAUGACGUCAAUGAAGAUAUGGAAAUCGUUAAGGAAGAAAUUUUCGGUCCUGUUGUAACUGUAUCUAAAUUUAAGGAUAUUGAAGAUGGUGUUGCUAUGGCUAACGAUUCUGAAUUCGGUUUAGGUGCUGGUAUUGAAACUGAAAACUUGAGUACUGCUCUAAGAGUCGCCAAGAUGCUAAAGUCAGGUACUGUUUGGGUUAACACUUACAACGAUUUCGACUCUAGAGUUCCAUUUGGUGGUGUUAAGCAAUCCGGUUACGGUAGAGAAAUGGGUGCUGAAGUGUAUGAUUGUUACACUGAAGUCAAGGCUAUUAGAAUUAAGUUGUAA